Messenger RNA from Musca vetustissima, 3540 nucleotides. Its product is annotated as plectin-like. Gene Ontology annotation, cellular component: axoneme; ciliary basal body. Gene Ontology annotation, biological process: cilium assembly. NCBI's taxonomy places the organism in Eukaryota, Metazoa, Arthropoda, Insecta, Diptera, Muscidae. The coding region runs from base 1 to 3540 and encodes 1179 amino acids. The record is from RefSeq and is a predicted model, not a curated record. The transcript is spliced from 8 exons.
AUGCCAUCAGCGAAACAAAAAACCUCUGUCUUCGCAAAAGAUUCAACUGGGACCGGAUUAUUUCAAGCAGCCCCACCAAACUCCAAAUUACCUUCCAGCCCAUCCUCUUCAGAAGCCAACUCGACAUUGUCCUCCCAACUAUCUCUCCCCAGCCAGGAUGAAUCGGAAGAAAAACACAAACAUUUUUUGGAAUAUUUUUUUGAUAGUGAUAGUGAAUCCUUGGAGGAGGAAGAAGAAGAGGAGGAGGAACCAGAUUAUCUUAAACGUUCAACAUUGGAGGAAAAAGUUGAAUUUUUGCAGGAUUUUGGUUCGAUUCCAGAAUUGGAAAACAUAUCCGAGGAUGUUAGCAUUUCGGAGAUAAAUAAAGAAAUUAUGAAACCCGAGAUAUCCUCUGAGGAACAUAGUGAUAUUGGUUACUUUGUGGAUCCAAUAACUGGACAGAGAUUGGUCUCUACACCUACUGUGCAGGUGGUAAAAAAAGACCUCCCCCAAUUUGAAGAGAAGAGGCACGAAAGUGUGGUUUCCCUUUUGGAAUUUGAAGAAGUGAUGGAGGAAGAGGACUUAGAUAAGAUGGACAUAUUUAAUUUGGACUAUAACCAGGAGGAUGAUAAGGAUCUAAACGUACUAAUCGAUGAGGAGAGGGCCUUGGAGAAAUUCCUUCAAGUAGAAAUUCGUGAAGUAGCCAAAGAAAGUGAUCUCAAUUGGGAGGAAAUUUUCCAGCAAGAGGCUCAUCGCCACCUUUGUGAAAAUGUCGAAAGAUUACUGAAUGAUCUCAUUGAUCAAGCUGUGGAAGUUGCCGAACACAUAUCUCCCGAAGCUAUGCUACGUAAACAUUUAGACAAACAUAAGCUAGUGAUGGAAAUCCGCAAUAAAGUUCAUGAACGAGUCGUGGAACGUCGAGUUUGUGAAUUUUUUAAUCGUAAAGCUGUUGAAUAUUUUAAACGUAAGAAAAUAUUACGUUCCAUUAUGCCGGAUAGUAAGCGGUAUGUGGAGCUGGAAAUGCGAAAAUAUCUUCAUGCUAUUUCACGUUUGGAUGAGUUGCUGGCUAAGGAAGAGAAUGCAAAACUGAUGGCAUCGAAAACACAAAUGGAAUUGGAAAAUGAAUUACAGAUGCAAAGGGAGAAAAGUGAAAAGGCCAUAGCGGAUUUUGAAGAAGUGGUCAGAAGGAAUUUGAUACGUGAAGCACGACCGAAGUGUAACAUGCUUAUAGAAAAACUCCUAUUAGAAAUGUCCAAAUGUCGCCAGGAGGUAAAUGAAGUACGUUUUGAAAUGAUCCUGAAGCUGCAUACUGAAGCUAGUUUAAGAAAGAAAUUAUCGAAUAUCGAAGACCUUGGCAAUGGCUUGACAAUGAAAAGUUUUGAGGGUAUACACAAUGAAACCCAAAUCUUAGAUCGGAAAAUUGAAGAACGCAAUGCCGAAUUACGAAAACUCUAUGAACGUGUUCAACGGGAUAUUCAUGCCAUGGCCCAUUAUAAGGAGCAGCAGAAAAUGUUACAAAAUUCCAUAAUUGCUCAACGUUUGGCCCUUGAAGAGCUAAUGGAAGAAAAACGCCAAUUACGUCAACAGAUUUAUGAAUUACGUAUGAAUCGUAAUUCAAUAAGGAAACAACACAAAGAGUUAAGUUUUGAAAGUGGCCUCCUGGAUAAGCCGGCAUUAAUGUUGGAUUAUGAUAAAACAAAUGAGAUGAUUGCAGGACAUCGUGGUACUGUAAAAGCGAAGACCGGCAAUGAAACACCAAAGAAAAUUGAAAAGAAAUCUCCGACCAAAGAAAAGGGCAAGGAGAAAGGAAAUAAAGCAAAAACUACGACGGAAAAGGUCAAAAUAGAAACCUCUAUUCCAACAGCCCCUAUUAAACCGUUACCAACUACCAAUGUACCACUUAAAGAAAUACCCAUGGAUCACGAAAACAGAAAAAGAUCCAGUGAAGAGUCCAUAUCCUCUCUUAAAGAAGAAUUACCCACUAAACAACCCCCUCCUCCUCCUCCGAAAAAGUUACGUCUAACCGAAAUCAAUCCCUUAGAAAAAGCCAUUGCCGAGGUAGUUAUGGAAGGUGAAGGUAGCUCUGAGUCCCAUGAAUCUGAAUACAAUGGACCAAGCUCAGAAAGCUCCAUUGAAUCCUUUAUUACACAAGCUGAAAAGUUUUUAGAACUACCCGGCAUAUCCGAUGAGGAGGAUAGACGUAUGGAUAUGGGAGCAUUUGUUAAUCCUUUGACGGGUGAAAUUAGUUCCUCUUCUAAAGAAUCGCUAAAAGAGAAAAUUGAAGAACCCAAAGAAGUGGUAAAGCAAAAACCCGAAAUUCCUGGUGAGGAACAAAAAAGUGAGAAGGACGUAGAAGAAUCCAUAGAUCUGCAAUCCGUUGAUAUACCCAUCUUAUCCGAUGAGGAGGCAGAGGAUGAAGGCAAAAAGUUGGCAGAUGAAGAGGAUACCUUUAAUCAAUUUUUGGAACUUGAGGCCCAAGCCCCUGUUGUGACCACUGAAGAAAUCGAUAUGGAAGCCUUGGCCCGGGCUGAAGCUGAACGUCUUCUAAACGAACAAACCUAUGAAUUUGUCUGCGAUUUAAUAUCACGUGCUGUUGACAAAGCCGAAUAUGUUGAUCCGCGAAUAAUAUUACGACAAAAUCUCGAUAAGCGGAAACUAAUGAAGGAGUUGCAAGAGAAAAUAGCUCUUUUGGAAAUUGAGAAGCGGGGAAAGCAAUUCCUAAAUCGCAAAUGUGUUGAAUAUUUUCGUCGUAAACGUUCUAUGCGACCCAUCUUGGAAGAUAAUCUAAAAAUGUUACCACAAGAAAUACGAAAAUAUCAGGCGGCGGUAAAUAAUUUGGAUAAGUGGCUGAUAAGGGAACAAGAAGCGAAAGCAUUAACGGAAACUAAUUUGGCAGUACUUAAUGAGGAAUUGACAAUUACACGAAAGCGUUCCGGAGAUGAAAUUAGCAAUUUGGAGGAUAUUGUUCGCAAGGCAUUGCGGAGGGAGGGUUUUGAUAAACUCCAUGGUGUUGUGGAGAAUUUAUUGGGUAAAAUGCAAUCGGUUAGAAAAGAGAUUUCCAAAGUUCGAUUUCAAUUGAUACAAAAACAGCAUGAUAUGGCAACACUGGUGGAGCAAUUACGCGAUCUAGAAGACUUAGGUAAUGGCCUAACAAUGCGCAACUUUGAGACCAUUCAAACCGAAACACAAGCUUUGGGAAAGAAAAUAGAAGAACGCAACACCGAACUGAAUAAAUUGCGAUAUCGUUGUCACGGUGACAUUCACCGUCAAGCUCACCUAAAAGAGAAACAAAAAAUGCUUCACGAAACCAUACAUUUUCAGCGGCAAUAUCUUGAAGAAUUACAAAACGAAAAGCAACGAUUGCGUGAAGUGGUAUUUCAAAUGAAAAUCGAACGUUCGAAAUUAAGAAAGGAGUCUCGCGAUAUUAGUUUUCAAUCGGGUCUUUUAGAUAAACCAAUAUUAAUGAAAGAUUUCGAUACUACUGUGGAAUAUUUGGAAGAGUUGCGAGAACGUGUCAAGCAAUCAAAGAUUACAAUCUGUGAAAUAAAUGAGAAAAAUUGA